This is a messenger RNA of Dictyostelium purpureum, 3156 nucleotides long. RefSeq lists its product as uncharacterized. The transcript has a single exon. The coding region runs from base 1 to 3156 and encodes 1051 amino acids. Lineage: Eukaryota; Evosea; Eumycetozoa; Dictyosteliales; Dictyosteliaceae. The record is from RefSeq and is a predicted model, not a curated record.
AUGGAACAAAGGUUAAGAAUAGACAAUUUAACAAAUGAAAAAGAGGGAGAAAGUGUUUUAAAAUUACCAAACAACACAUUUUCCAAUUUUACUAGUAACUUUAAUUUUUAUAAUCAAAACAACCCAAAUAAAAAUAUAAAUAAUAGUAAUAGUAAUAAUAAUAUUAAAAGUUUCGGUUACAAUUAUAAUUAUAAUAACAACAAUAAUAAUAAUAAUUUUAAUAAAAACAAUAACAAUAACUAUUCUUAUAGUAAUAUUGCAUAUAGUAAUAAUAAUAAUAGUAACAGUCAUAGUAAAAAUAGUAAUUUAAAUGAUGUUAAUAGUAACCUUGACGAAGAUGAAAUUUCUCUAAAGUAUAAAGAAUUUCUAAAAUUCCUCGAAUCACAUAAUCUCAAUAACCUAUCUCAAAAUAAUGAUGGAUUUGUGCAGUUCCAAUUAAUUUUACAGUUUCUAAAAUUACAAAAACAACAAAAACAACAAAAAUUACAAAUCCAGCAACAACAGCAACAACAAAACUUUAUACAACAAAAUCAAUCAUUUAAAGCAUCGUACCCUUCACAUUCACAAUCGUUUCAAUCACAAUACCCAUAUGGUUUAAAUAAACCAAUGUACCCUUCGCAGGCUCAACAUACUUCAUCACCACAUAAUAAAAAUAAUUUAUUUCAAAAUUUUAAUAAUCCAUACCAAACCAAUGAUAUAGAAGAAGUUAAACAACAACAAAUAAACCAAAAUGCACAACAUCAAUUUAAUAAUAAUGUUUUUGAUAGAUAUGAAAAUUUAAAAUCAUCAGUAGAGUCAACAAGCUAUCAACCAAACCCACCCAAUUUGAUACAAUCUUCAUUGCCACUGCCACAGUCCCCUGUUGUACAACUCCAAUCCCCCCAAUCUUUAAAACCUCAACCAAAACAUCAAAAUUAUUUUCAAAAACAACUUCAAAGUCAGCUUCAAAACCAACAAUUUCAUCAACAACAACAAAGAUUUAGUAUUAUAAAUACAAUGAAUAAUAAUAAUAAUACCAAUAUCAAUAACAAUAACAAUAUCAAUAUUAAUAACAAUAAUUUUAAUAUUAACAGCAUUAAUAAUAAUAAUACAAAUAUAAAUAAUAAUAGUAUUAAAAAUGAAGUGGAAGAAAGUGAGGAUGAUAUUGAUGAUUCUUCAAGUACUGCAAGUAGUAGCGGUAUAAUAUAUAAUAAUAAUAUUAAAAAUAAUUUUAAACAAAAACUAUUGUUUUUUAAAGAAAAGAAUUUAAUUGAUGAAGAAAAUAAUGAUACAGAUUUUGUUAAUGAAAAUAAUAACAAUAAUAAUAACAACACCAACAACAACAACAAUAAUAAUAAUAAUAAUAAUAAUAAUAAUAAUAAAUAUAAUAAUAAUAAUAACAAUAAUAAUUAUAAUGACGAAAUAAAAAAUGAAAUAAAUGAAGAAAAUGAAGAAAUUGAAGAAAUUGAAAUUAAAAAAAUUAUAAAUUUAAAAAAACAAAAAAACUCAAAAGUAGAAUCUAUAUCAACAAAUGAAACCGAUAAAAAACUUUCAUCAUUGGUAGAAUAUAAUUUAGAUAAAAAGAAGCAAAUAAUUGAAGGUAAAAAUUGUAAAAAAAAUAAAGAUGAGGAAGAUUUGGAGGAAAAGAGGUUAAAAUAUCAACACCGAAUAUCAACAAAUACAAAAUCAAUAGAAAAUGAAGAAAAAAUUGAAGAUUAUUCAAGUAUAUUCAAAAAAUUAAAAGAAGAAAAUAGUUUUAAUGAUAUUAUCAAUUUUACUGAAGAAGAAAUUAUCAUAAUAUUGAAUGCAACACGUCAUUAUUUUUCAGAUUUCAAAAAAAACAAAUUCAACAAUCUAGAUAAGCUCCUCUUAUAUAUGGCAUUUAGCAAAACUGGAUCAUCUACAACCCAUAUUAGCAAGAUGUUUAAUGUAACUCAAGUAACUAUUAGUAGAGUAGUCCAAAAGAUUCGUACUGUUGUAGAAAAAAUGUCAAAAAAAGAUUUACCCUUUCAAAUUUUCAGACCCGGAUCUAAUGGUGGUAAUAAUCCUUACCAAAUAGGGUUGGUUGUAGACUGUAUAACAAUUAAAACAACAAUAGCAGACUCUAAAAAGGAUGAAUAUUUUGAUGAGGAUUCAAAUAUAUGCGGUGUUAAAUUUAUGGUUGCAGUUCAAUUCACAGAACCACAUUACUCAAUUUUCGUAUCCAAUCCAUAUUUGGGAUCAAUAUCACAACAAGAUAUUUUUAAUCAAGAAAAAGCAAAUUUAAAACAAUAUUUAAAAAAAGAAAAACCAAGUGAAUUCGAUCCAUUAUCAAACUAUAAAGAGUGGGGUGUAUUGACAUUUUAUUCACCAGAUUCAAACGAUACAUCUAAAGAAGAUCCAGAGUUACGUGUAAUCAAUGUAUUUGAAAAUAGAAAGGAACUAAUGGAGCAUAAGAAAAUCAUAGAUAAAUACUUGGGAAGACUCUAUGACCUUUGGGGAAUUACAGGAAACUAUAGACUUGAUCAACGUUAUAUUGAAAUUGAUUUUAAAAAUUUAAUUUGGUUAACAAAUGUCCAUGUUCAAAAAGACGAUUUAAAUCAAAAUGAUUUAUUAUUUUUCCAUCACUUUAAAAAAACUUUGGCAGAAUCAGAUAAAAGAAUUACAAAAAGUAAAAAGAAAGAAAAGAAAAGAAAAUUAGAAGAAGCAAAAAAAAGAGAAUUAAAUUAUGAAUUUGAUUUAAAUGACAAUGAAAGUGAAAGUGAAACCGAGUUUACUUUUAUAAAUAAAAAAAAUAGAAUGAAUAUAAAGCAACAAUCAAAUAGUAAUAAUAAUAAUAAUAAUAAUAAUAAUAAAAAUAAUAAAAAUAAAAAUAUAGAUAUUAAAAAAGAAAUUAAUAAUAAUAGUAAUAACAUCAGUAAUAUAGAUAAUAAUACUUCAAAUUUUAUAGGCUAUUGUAAAAACAAUAGUAAUAAUGAUUUAAAUAAUAAUAAUAAAAAUCAAAAAUCCAAUUUAAAAAAUAAUAAUAAUAGCGAGGAAGAAGACGAUGACAGUAAUGAUAAUGAUGAUUUUAAUAAUUCAAUUGUUUAUAAUAAAAAUAAAAUAUACCAACAAAGACCAAAAAGAAAUUUAAAUAUAUCACCAGAAACCUCGAGCAAUAGCUUUACCCCAACAGAUAAAAAAAAUAAAAACCAUUAA